Messenger RNA from Planococcus citri (citrus mealybug), 1969 nucleotides. RefSeq names its product cytochrome P450 4C1-like. The record is from RefSeq and is a predicted model, not a curated record. Lineage: Eukaryota; Metazoa; Arthropoda; Insecta; Hemiptera; Pseudococcidae. Gene Ontology annotation, molecular function: iron ion binding; oxidoreductase activity, acting on paired donors, with incorporation or reduction of molecular oxygen; heme binding. Bases 233 to 1795 code for a protein of 520 amino acids. The transcript is spliced from 12 exons.
UUUAUUUUGGGUACCUACGUGUCGAGUUAUCAGAAGGUAGUUGCAACCGUUGCAUAAGUUUCACGUGAUAAAAAUAUCGAUAUUCGAAGGUGAAAUAUAUAAAAUUUAAUUCAUAAAAUAACCUGUGUUAAGUUUCUCGAUCAAUUGAAAGUGAAAUCAUUCUCGUAAAUGAAUUAUUUCAAUAAUUAGAUGUGAUAAUAAAUCAACAUUUUUCUUUCUUUAUAAAAAUAAGAUGUUUUCAAGUGUAUUCGUAUUCAAUGUAACAACUUUUUUAUGCACUUUACCAAUCAUAAUUUUGGUAAUUUUAUGGAGAUACAUUAUCAAAACCUAUCGACGAGAUCCACGUUUAGUACAAUUUGCUGAGACCAUACCAGGUCCACCGGAAGUUUCAAUAUUUGGAAGCUCCGCAGAUUUAUUACACGGAGAAGAUUCCCUCAAUAAAUUGAUCAAAUACACAGAAAAAUAUGGACAUAUGUAUAAGUUAUGGUUCGGUAGAUAUCUUGUCGUAGGUUUAUCAAAAGCAGAAGAUAUCAAUGCUGUUUUUAUGAGCUCGAAAACGAACGGGAAACCAGAUUUAUUCUUUAAUUCAUUUCACGACUAUUGGGGCGAUGGAUUAUUCACAAGCAAGGGGAGUAUUUGGAAAAAUAACCGAAAAAAAUUAACGCCACCUUUUGCGGGUAGCCGAUUCAAACACUACGCAAUCCAUAUAAAUGAUAAAACAAAAAAUGUCUUGAAAGUGCUGGAAAAGCACGUAAAUGGACCAGAAUUCGAUAUUAAGGACUACACGCCUUAUUUAUCAUUCGAUAUCAUUACAAAAAUUCUAUUUAAUGUUGAACUCAGCUGGGAUAAUCAAAUGGUCAAAACAUUUCACCACAGUACAAUGAAAGCUAUUAUAGCAAGUUACGAAAGAAUGUGUUUACCAUGGUUCCAUAUGAAAUUCCUCAAUUAUUUUUAUUACGGAAAAGAAAUCAAAGAGAUAUACGACAGCACACGAGCACUUACUAAAAAGAUUUGGAAAGAAAAAACGAGUCAAAUAAAUAACGAAGUUAGACUUCAUAAAGAAAAUCCGGACAAACUUCCGGUCGAAGAAAUACCCCCCAAAUUAUUUUUAACAGAAGCAUUCGAGUUACUCAAUGACGGAUAUGAUGAAACAGUCGUACAUGAUGAAAUGAUGACUGCAAUUUCUGGAGGGACAGACACCACUGCCACUGUAUUAGCAUUUUUAAUCUUAUCUAUUGCACUUCACCAAAAUGUCCAGGCUAAACUAUACGAUGAAAUUUACGAAGUAUUCGGUGACAACGACCGUUACGCAGAUCAAGAAGAUAUUAAACGACUAUCAUAUCUCGAUCAAGUAGUAAAAGAAAGCAUGAGAAGGUUUACUUUGGUUCCAUUCAUUUUGAAAGAUGUAUCGGAAGAUGCUAAAAUAGGUGGUCGAGUAUUCCCUGCUGGUACGGUCAUUCUAAUACCUAUAGCUGCAGUUCAUUUUGACCCGAAGUAUUACCCAAAUCCUUGGCAAUUCAACCCAGAAAACUUUAGUUCAGAAGCAGUAGAAAAUCGACCUAAACACACGUUUAUACCAUUUAGCGCCGGUGCAAGGAAUUGCAUAGGACAAAAUUUAGCUUUAUAUGAAAUGAAACUGAUUACAAUUGCGUUACUGAGAAAAUACAGCAUACACACCACCAUGAAAAUGAAGGACAUCAAAAUAAACAGUUCGUUUACGAUAAGCUCCGCGAAUGGAUACAACAUAUCUAUCAAGUAUCGGAUUAAGAAGCCUUCUUACUUGUUGAAUAAUUGAAGAUAAAGAGUUUGGGUUUAAACAAAUCUUUGUGAGGUCAUUUUUUAAAAAAUUUUCCACUCAAUCCCAUCUAUGUAGAUAUUAAAUUCUCACAAGAAAAUUUUAAAAUCUGUUCAAACAGUUGUAUUUUAAUGCUCAUUUUGCUCAGCUAAUAAAAGUUGGAAUAUUCAAUAA